Molecule: messenger RNA, 1820 nt
Organism: Culex quinquefasciatus (southern house mosquito)
Lineage: Eukaryota; Metazoa; Arthropoda; Insecta; Diptera; Culicidae
Product: lanC-like protein 3 homolog
Exons: 3
Coding region: 276-1577 (433 amino acids)
Biological process (GO): peptide modification; carbohydrate metabolic process
Cellular component (GO): plasma membrane
Source: RefSeq, a predicted model, not a curated record
CGUUUAGUGUGUCGUCAGAUGGUCAAAUUUUCUACGGGGUUGAAACCAUUUGACAGCAACAGGCUCAAUGCGAUCAAAACAAAGGAGAAAAAAGUGGGUGAGAAAAGCAAUUUGUCACUGAAUGGCAAAAAGUUUCAGCUUCGAUCGAUAAGGGAAGUUUGCAGCACCGAGUCUCACCACUGCUGGUCGUCGUGGUGGGCACAUUGUUGGCCAUUCGUCGUUGCUGUUGCCGUUCGCCUCCUUCACCUUCGCCUUCGACGGCCUCCGGAUCCGGGAUGGCGUCGUCGUCGUCGGCGGUGGCGGCCGGGGGCGGUGCUCCGUCGACGGGUGGUGGCGGCGGUGGUCGAUUCUUUGCGAACCCCUUUCCGGAUUACGGGGGUGGGCCGGUGGUGAAGAACGAUGACCACAUCCGGAGUUUGGUGCAGUCGUACGUGAAUCUGGUGGUGGACAACACCCGGGACGAUCGGAACACGGACCACCGCGGGGAUUUGUACGUGGGCGAUGCUGGGAUCGCGUACAUGUUCCUGCGGUUGCACGAGUGUGGCCUGUUUGGGCCGGACGCGCUCCAGUAUGCCAAACAGUACGCGGUCAGUGCCAAAGCGAAAGCGGUCCGGUACGCGAUCAAACCGGAGGAACGGUGCUCGUUUCUGUGCGGGAAUGCCGGGAUCUUUGCCGUGUCGGCGGCCAUUUGCCACCGGAUGGGCCAGCGGCAGGAAAUGGACGAAGAUCUGCGGAACUUUGCGUCCGGAAUAACCGUUUGCAAGCGGAUCGACUUUAAUAAGAACGGCAGCGACGAGUUGUUGUUUGGCCGGGCCGGCUACCUUGCCGGAAUCUACUGGCUGCACCAGAACAUCGACAAGCGACUGUUUGCGCACGAAACGCUGACCGUCAUCGCGGGCGUAAUGAUCGAAAGUGGCAAGCGCUACUCGGCGGCCCACCGGAGUCCGGUUCCGCUGAUGUACCACUGCUGGGGCGACGAGUACCUUGGGGCGGCCCACGGCAUAUCGGCCAUCAUGCACAUGCUGCUGGAGUCACCGUUUCAGGCCAACCCCAACGGGAACGAGAUGGCCGCCGUCCGGGCCACCGUCAACUCGCUGCUCUCGCUGCAGGACGCCGACGGGAACUUCCCCGUCACGCUGCAGGACUAUCUACAACGAAGCCGGGACGAGCUGCUGGUUCACUGGUGCCAUGGCGCCCCCGGCAUCGUCUACCUGAUGGCCAAAGCUUACCUCCUCUUCAAAGACCCCAAAUACCUGCAGUCGUGCGUGCGCUCGUGCGACCUCGUCUGGCGGAAGGGCCUACUGCGCAAGGGGCCCGGAAUCUGCCACGGCGUCGCCGGCAGCGGCUAUGUCUUCCUUCUGCUCUACAGACUGACAUCGAACCCAAAGUACCUCUACCGGGCGCUCAAGUUUAUGGAGUUUCUCACCCACGAGGAGUUCAUCCGGUACGCGCGCAACCCGGACCGGCCCUUCAGUCUGUACGAGGGGUACGCCGGCACCGUGUGCUUCCUGCUCGAUCUGCUCCGGCCGGAACAGGCCGCCUUCCCGUUCAUGGAUGUGUUCGAUACCAAGUGUUAGAGAUGACGACGACGAAACAGUUGAUAAUUAUAAUGAUAAUGAUGAUGGUAAAGAUGAUGAUGAUGAUGUUCUUGUGUACUGUGUACCACUCAACAGAAACGAUAAUAAUAAUAUUAUGAUACAAAACAUUAUUAAAACACACAGCAGUAGCAGUGCAGUAACAGGCUCGAAAUUCGAAGUUUAGAUGUGUCUCACGUGAAUAAAAAUUAAUUUAACGAUUCCUUUUCACAACUAUGCACCGUA